Theobroma cacao (cacao) is the source of this 1406-nucleotide messenger RNA. It is a transcript of the gene ISI1, whose product is annotated as binding protein. The record is from RefSeq and is a predicted model, not a curated record. NCBI's taxonomy places the organism in Eukaryota, Viridiplantae, Streptophyta, Magnoliopsida, Malvales, Malvaceae.
CAAGAAUAAAAACACAAUAGAAAAAGAAAAGAGGAAUUUCGCCUCAUUCGUCGUCGUUUCGAUGCUUGAACAGACAAGAAUCAAAUGACUCAUCGUCGACAACAAGCAUUUCCGCUCUAACAGAAAGAAAAGGAAAGGUGAGAGUUUCAACGGAGAACUCAGUAUAAAAAAAUAAUUAUAGAAAGAACGCAGAUGAACUUGAAAGAAGCAUUAUGGAGCAAGCCAACAGAUUCCAACGCAUCUCCGUCUCCAUCAUCGUCAUCUCCAAGGGACCCAGAAUCAGAAGCAGCGUCGGCUGCUGCCACGAGUGCGGUUGGGGAACUAGUUAACUCUCUCAACAAGCAACGAAUCUAUAGAGAAGUCACCCUCGCUCUCCGCACCGGCCUCCGUGACUCCCGCGCCGAGUUCUCUUUUCUCCGAGUCCGUGGCCUCCGUUUCCUCCUCAAAUCUCUCCGAUCCAUAGCCCAGUCUGACUCCUCCAUCAUCCUCUUUUCCCACACCCAAUCCAUCCCCGACCUCCGAGUGGUUCCAGUGUUGUUCGAGCAUUCACUGAAGGAAACAGAGGAUGACAGAGUGGGAAGCUUGGAUCAUAUAUUCAGUGUGGAGCCCAUGAAGAUUAACAGUCCUUCCACGGAUGCGGAAGUUGCUCUUGCGCUUAGAGUCUUGGAAGGUUGUUGUCUACUUCACCCUGAAAGCACCCGUUUGGCCCAUCAACACAAAGCCAUCCCGGUUUUGAUGAAUGUCUUAUCAACUCGAGGAGUUCUUGAACAAGGUGCAUGCCUCGAUGCUUUAAUCUCAAUAAUGUUGGACUCCUCAGCCAAUCAAAUGGACUUUGAAGCAUGUAAUGGCAUUGAGGAAGUUGCAGAGCUCAUACGAGACAAGCAAGUGGAUGAAAAUCUCAGGUUGAAAUGUGGAGAGUUCUUGCUUCUACUCAUUGGACAUGUAAACGGGAGGGAAAGGUCUCCCAUGGCAACCAUUCAUGAAGACAUAAGACGACUCUUGGGUGAAAAAUCUGCUUCCUUGAUAUGGGCAGCAAGUCAAUUUGGCUCAACCCUUGAUCCAGACCAGAGACUGACAGCUCUGCACAUCCAAGCUCGCAGGGUUCUGGAAUCCGUAGACUUGUACUGAGUUUGAAAUUAUACUACUUCUCUUGAUAUUGCUCGUAGUUCCGUGGAAUUUUCAUUGUUGAUUUAGAAGAUGCAAAGAUGUUAUUUAUGGAACCAACAUUCUGUUGUUCAUUAGUGACUGCUAGUUAUGUUAGGGGAGAAUAUUGCAGAAAUUCAGAUCAGUGAUUUAUUGUAUACUUGUAGAAAAUGAUACAAAGCGGAAAGUGUCAUGCAUCUACAAAGUGACUGUUUUCAUGUGGAGGGUUAAUUUAUCCAAAGUGGCAUAGAUAUCUUCUGUUC